AUGGCGACGCGCCUGGAGCAGGUGCUGGGCACACAGGUCUCCAAGCCCAACAUCUUCGACUUCGGCAAGGCGGUGAAUCGCUGCAAGAAGCAGAGGAAAUGGGCGCUGGCGCUUCAGCUACUAGACGAUGCUGAGGAGCAGCUGCUGGCGCUGGACGUGAUCACCUUGACCACUGCCCUGGGCGCCUGCAUCGGUGGCGGCUGGCAGCAGCCGCUGGCGCUGCUGCGAGACGCACCGCAGCGGGCAGUGGAUCCCAACAUGGUGACCUACAAUAUUGCUAUCAGCGCUUGCGAGCGAUUCGGGGAGUGGCAGCAGGCGCUGCUCCUGCUUGGGGACGCCGAGGCCGCGGCGCUGGCCCCUACGGUGGUCUCCUACGGCGCCGCGGUGGGUGCCUGCGCCUCCGCGGCCGCCUGGCGCGAGGCGCUGGGCCAGCUGGGCAUGGCUCGGGAGCGGCGCCUGCCCAGCGUCAUAGCGUACACGUCAGCCGUGGCAGCAUGCGAGCGAGCCGGGGAGUGGCAGCAGGCGCUGGGGCUGCUGAAAGACCUGGGGGAGGGGGAUGGCCUUCGGCCUGACGCCUUUCUCCUGAACGCUGUGGUCAGCGUUUGUGAGAAGACGUCCCAGUGGCCUGAGGUCCUGGGCCUCUUCACACGCUUCUCGGAGGAGGGCCUGCAGCCAGACCUGAUGACCUUCAACGCGGCCAUCGUGGCCUCCGGCCACGGCGGAGACUGGCGCAGCGCGCUGGAGCUGCUGGCGGCGGCGGAGGGGAGGGGCCUGCGGCCGGACGCCAUCGCGCGCUUCGCGGCGGUGCGCGCCUGCGGGGAGAACUGGCAGCAGGCGCUGGCGCUUGUGGGGGACUUCCAGCAGCGGGGCCUGGUGCCGGACGUGGCCACCUACAACGCCGUGCUCAUAGCCUGCGAGAGAUGUGCGGAGUGGCAACAAGGCCUUGCGCUGCUGGGGUCGAUGCAGGAGAAGAAGAUGGGGGACGCCAACACCUUCGCGGCGGCCAUGCGGGCCUGCCGAGAUGCGGGGGAGUGGCCCUCAGCGCUGGAGCUGCUGGAGCGCUUUGAGGCCCACACCCAGCCGGAGAGCCUUACGCGCACAGCAGCCAUAGGCGCCUGUGCGGGCGCGGCGCUGUGGGAGCCCGCCCUGGGCCUGCUGCGGGGCCUGCCCGCCCCACGCCCGGAGGCAUGCGCUGCCGCCGCCAGCGCCUGCGGGGCGGCAGGGGAGUGGCAGCAGGCGCUGGGCUUGGCGCUGCGGAGCCGCUCGCUGCUGUGCUGCAAUACCGCGCUGAGCGCCUGCGAGAAGUCGGGGGCGGGGGUGCCGGCGCUGCUGCUGCUGGCGGAGAUGCUGAGGUUGGAGCUGGAGCCCAGCGCCGUGAGUUACAACGCGGCCAUCAGCGCCUGCGGCAGUGCCCAGCUGCUGCCGGAGGCAUUGGCACUGCUGGAGGAGUUCCGACUCCAGGACCUCCAGAAAGACGUGAUCACCUACAACAGCGCCAUCAGCGCCUGCGAAAAGGCCUCGGCCUGGCCGGAGGCUUUGGGCCUGCUGGCGGAGGUGGAGGAGCAGCAGAUGGCGGACGCCAUCAGCUACAACGCGGCCAUCAGCAGCUGCCAGGGGGCCACGAACUACCAGGCGGCGCUGGGCCUCUUUCGGGGCCUGGACAGCAAGGCGGUGCAGCCAGACCUGGUCACCUUCGACGCGGUCAUCACGGCCUGUCAGACGGUGUCGGAUUGGGAGCAAGCCCUGGUUUUGCUCAAGGAGGUGCCGAGGAGGGGCCUAAAGCCUAACAUCAUCACCUACUCCGCGGCCAUCAGCGCCUGUGGCAAUGCUGCGGAGUGGACCAGCGCCAUACAGCUGUUGGCAGAGGCAGAAGAGGAGCAGCUGCAGCCGAACCUGAUCACCAUGAACGCAGCGAUCAGUGCCUGCGAAGGAGGUGGGGAGUGGCAGCGCAGCUUGCAGAUCUUCGAGGAGCUGGCCGGCAGAGGUCUGGUGCCCAGCGUGGUGAGCUUCACCGCAGCGAUGAGUGCCUGCAGCAGCGGCGGCAGCUGGGCCAAAGCCUUGAAGCUUCUGAGGCAGCUGGAGGCCGCGCAGCAGCCCAACGAGAUGAGCUUUGUGGCAGUCGCGGCGGGCAUGGCCUCCUCGGGGGAGUGGCAGCAGGCCCUUGCCCUCUGGGAGGAGUACCAAAGGCGUGGCUUCCCACAGAACACCAUCUUCUGCAACACCGUGGUGUCCGCCUGCGGCGAGGGCGAGCAGUGGCAGCUGUCCCUGGACCUGCUGCUCCAGCAGCAGCAGCAGCAGGUGGAGCUCGACAGCUGCUCCUACCAGCUGGCGUUGCGACAUUUCUUGUCGCGGCACUGA
Effrenium voratum is the source of this 2358-nucleotide messenger RNA. The record is from the annotation of a GenBank genome assembly. Lineage: Eukaryota; Dinophyceae; Suessiales; Symbiodiniaceae.